Molecule: messenger RNA, 2089 nt
Organism: Gastrolobium bilobum
Lineage: Eukaryota; Viridiplantae; Streptophyta; Magnoliopsida; Fabales; Fabaceae
Product: protein REVEILLE 1
Exons: 6
Coding region: 515-1870 (451 amino acids)
Molecular function (GO): DNA binding
Source: RefSeq, a predicted model, not a curated record
GCUUUCAACUUUCCUCUCUCUGUUUCUCUCUACCACCAACUCUUUCUUUCUUCACAAGAGGCUUUUUAAUUGGGGUGGACAAAGUCAUUUAGUGGAUUCAGGGUAUUUAGUUUGAAUUGUCAAGCUUUUGUAGUGCAUGAUCACCGGAUCUAACGCUUGGAGGGUUCUGUGAUUCUGAGCUGAAAAUUUAGUAUUGAACGAAGAGAAGAGAAGAGAUGAGAAAAUAUAUUUGUGUCGUAGUGUUUGUGUUUUUGAUGAACAAGAGAAGUCCAUUUCUGUGCAGAAUUUGUUGAUUCUAGCCUUCUAGUGGAGAAGGGGAAAACUAGGUUUUUGUUAUUUGUUUGUUUGUGUUCUACUACUAUUCACCAAGUUUUGCAAAGAAAGACAAUUUUUACCAUUCGUUGUUGUGACUGUGGAUAAGGAAAGGCAGUAACAGCAACCGCAACCGCAGAGUUGAAGAAAGUUUGGCUGUGUUGAGAAGGAGAAGAAGUUCUUCACCACUGGUUCUGCUUCCAUGGCGAUUCAUGCUCAAAAUGGAGUUACUAGAUCACAAGGCAGUCUUCAAGUUGGGAAUGGAGUAACUUUGAAUUCUGGAGUGCAUUCUGUUGCACGUAUUCAACUAAGUGAUCAAUUUUCUUGCGGAAAUGACUAUUCCCUUAAGGUAAGGAAACCGUAUACUAUCACCAAGCAGAGAGACAGAUGGACUGAUGAAGAACAUCACAAGUUCCUUGAAGCUUUGAAGCUGCAUGGCCGGGCCUGGCGACGAAUUGAAGAACAUGUUGGCACGAAGACUGCUGUUCAGAUUCGAAGUCAUGCUCAGAAGUUUUUUUCUAAGGUUCUUCGAGACUCUAGUGGGAACAGUACAACCUUGGCCGAAUCAGUUGAAAUUCCUCCUCCACGACCAAAACGAAAGCCAAUUCAUCCUUAUCCACGUAAACUAGUGGAGACCCGGAAUACCGAAAUUUCCAACUUAGAACAGCAAUUGAGGUCUAAAUCUCCCAAGUCAUCAGAUUUUGGUCAAGAAAACAAUUCUCCCAAAUCAGUGUUUUCAGACACCCUUGGUUCCUCUGAUUCAGAUACACCAACAGGAAGUUUGUCCCCGGUCUCAUCCAUUAGUGGUGUCCAUACCAGUAGCUUUCCACUUGCUGAGCCCAAAACAUCAUUUGAGGAAGAUGGAUCUCCACCACCGGAUGCUCUAUAUUCUGGUUCAACUCAUGAUGAGCAACCAUUCAUGAAACUCGAACUUUUCCGCAAAGAAGAUGUUUCUACCAAAGACGAUGCAGCGGAAGAAUCAUCUGGUCGUACUCUCAAAUUGUUUGGAACAACUCUGCUGGUAACCGAUACCUGUAGACCAUCUUCUCCAACAACGGAGGAGGCAUGCAAACCAAUACCUGCCAUUUACCAUAUGCAACUUCAGAGUGGAAGUUCAGAUAUUGCAGAAGGUCCUGCAACUUUUGUUCCUUGGUGGUCUCGUUCCCACAAUACUCCAUUCAUGCCACUGCACAAGGAGCCUGAGGGGAAACAUCAAUGUCAUAUUCUUGGGGAUUUUGAGGAUAAAGAAAUUCAAAAAGAAGGAUCUUGGACUGGUUCAAACACUAGUUCGGUUAAUGAUGGAGAGAACAAUGAAAAAUCAGAUGAUCAAGCCAAAAGUCAUGCGCAUUGCUUUAAAUAUAGAGGGGGUGGACAGUUUUACCUUCUUGGCCACACCACACCAAGUGAAACAUCAAGAAUAUCUGAGCUAAGGGUGAGACAUAAAACCUGUGGGAAGGGGUUUGUACCAUAUAAAAGGUGCAUUGCAGAAAGAGAAAACCAGUACUCACGAGUAACAGAUGGGGAAAGGGAAGAGCAACGUAUCAGGCUUUCCUUAUAGUUCCUCCAAUUGGGCUUUUCUUUGAAGCACUUUCGCUUUUACAUAUGGUUUUAUAAGAGUUAUUUUGUAGGAAAAGUGAUUGUAAUGUUAUAGAGAUUUGUUUUACGUGUCGUUUUUAUUUUUAUUUUUACUUCAAAAAGUGUGGGCCUCACAAAAUGUUGUGUGUGUAGAAAUUUUUUUUGUAUCAUGUGAAAUGAUAAAUGUAAACCCUUUUACAGA